Zalophus californianus (California sea lion) is the source of this 486-nucleotide messenger RNA. RefSeq names its product retinoid-binding protein 7-like. Gene Ontology annotation, cellular component: nucleus; cytosol. Gene Ontology annotation, biological process: fatty acid transport. NCBI's taxonomy places the organism in Eukaryota, Metazoa, Chordata, Mammalia, Carnivora, Otariidae. Gene Ontology annotation, molecular function: fatty acid binding. The record is from RefSeq and is a predicted model, not a curated record.
AUGCCCGCCGACUUCAGCGGCACCUGGAACCUGCUCAGCAGCAACAACUUCAAGGGCUACAUGCUGGCCCUAGGUGUUGACUCUGCUACUCGUAAGACAGCCAAGUUGCUGAAGCCACAGAAAGUGAUUGAGCAAAAUGGAGAUUCUUUUACCAUCCACACAUACAGCAGCCUGAGGAACUACCUUGUUACAUUUAAAGUUGGAGAAGAAUUUGAUGAGGAUAAUAAAGGCCUGGAUAACAGGAAAUGCAAGAGCUUGGCCACCUGGGACAAUGACAGACUCACCUGUGUCCAGAAGGGGGAGAAGAAGAACAGAGGCUGGACCCAUUGGAUCGAAGGGGAACUUCACCUGGAAAUGUUCUGUGAAGGCCAAGUGUGCAAACAGACGUUCCAGAAAGCCUGAGCUGUAUCCAGCCACAGAGCCCAUGUGUGACUACAGCUUAACAUUGAAAUCUAUCCCCAAAUGAACAGAUGUUCAUCUGUCCUG